ACUACUUGUCAUAUCGAAAAAGUAAUUUUUAUAAUGAUAGGCCCGACCUUGUCUUGGCCAGUUGAAAAUGAGUGACUGUUCUUGAAUCUAUUUUGUUCCUUUCACAACUUUUUUUCGCUCUUCUUCAGGCUAUCGAAAAAUAAUGGUUACAUACGGAGGAGAUGAAGUAAACGCGCUUGUGUUUGACGUCGGAUCGACUUCAACACGCGUGGGCUUUGCAGGUGAAGAUGUACCCAAAUCUAUGUUCCCCACUUCAUACGGCAUAGACAAGGAAAACAAUUAUUAUAUUGGUGAUGCUAAAUUGAAUACAUGGCGCGCCAACAUGGAAAUCAAAAACCCCAUGCAAGACGGUUUAAUUCAAGAUUGGGAUGCGGUUGAACACCUUUGGCAAGCUGCUUAUAACGACAUGUUGCACGUCAACUCGACCGAACAUCCUCUAUUAUGUACAGAACCCGCAUGGAAUACACCAGAGAAUCGUGAAAAGUUGAUGGAAUUAGCUUUCGAAAAGUUCGAUGUGCCUGCUUUUUAUGUUGCAAAGGAUGCUGUUAUGACAGCUUUUUCAGUGGGUAGAGCAACUGGUUUAGUUUUGGAUUCUGGAGGAAGUACAACCAGUGCUGUCCCGGUGUAUGAUGGUUAUGUUUUAAAGAAGGGCGUACUCCAUCAAUCAAUUGGUGGCGAUCUUUUGACACAACAAAUCAGAGAGCAUAUUAAAAGAGACUUACAUUUGGACGUUACCCCUCUUUAUAAAAUCGCUAGUAAGAAGCCCGUUCCAUCUGGCGCUGCACCACAGCUUCAAUUACGUAAGCGACCUGACACAACCAAGAGUUUUGACGAUUAUCAAAUUUCGAGAGUGAUCCACGAGUAUAAGGAAUCCGUUUCUCAAGUAUCUGAAUACCCUUACGAUGAGCAUUUAUUAAAUCAAAGACCUCAAAAACCUUUUGAAUUUCCUGAUGGCUACAACAAUGCAUUUGGUGCAGAGCGAUACAGAGUGCCAGAGAUCAUGUUCAAUCCCCACCAUACUAGAUUACCUCCUAUAGAGCCUGGCAAAGAAUCACAAAAGAUCCCUUUUUUGGGUGUUUCUCCAAAUCAAAUUCAGCAUGCUGCUGGAGUUUCUCAAUUAGUAUUCAACAGUAUUAACUCUUGCGACAUCGAUUUACGUCCUUUACUUUUCAAUAAUGUCAUUGUUACGGGUGGCAAUACUCUUUUCCCCGGAUUUACCGAGAGAUUAAGUAAUGAUUUACCAAUGAUGGUGCCAGGAAGUAAGGUCAAGGUCCACGCAGUGGGUAAUCAGAUAGAACGUAAAAGUAGCAGUUGGUUGGGUGGUUCUAUAUUAGCUUCAUUAGGUACAUUCAAUCAAUUAUGGAUUUCAAAGAAGGAAUAUGAAGAAAUCGGUCCUUCCAUCAUCGAGACAAAAUGUCAGUAAUCAAUAUACGUUAAUGGCCCGACUUUCUUUUCUUUUUCUUUUUUUGUUGCUAUCGACUGUAAUAAACUUUAUUAAAACUCGUGUGCUAUUAAUUGCUCAUUGAUAUCUGCUAAUUCGCAAGCUGUGUCAAUUUGCAAAUGUUCAAAUUUUUUUUUUGAAAAUAGGACUCGGGAACCUUGCGCUAAAUUUUUAAUUUUUACA
This is a messenger RNA of Mucor mucedo, 1624 nucleotides long. Its product is annotated as actin family. Lineage: Eukaryota; Fungi; Mucoromycota; Mucoromycetes; Mucorales; Mucoraceae. The coding region runs from base 143 to 1423 and encodes 426 amino acids. Gene Ontology annotation, cellular component: NuA4 histone acetyltransferase complex; SWI/SNF complex. Gene Ontology annotation, biological process: regulation of transcription by RNA polymerase II. The transcript is spliced from 5 exons. Gene Ontology annotation, molecular function: chromatin binding. The record is from RefSeq and is a predicted model, not a curated record.